AUGGCCACGCCGGAGGAGAUUCAGCAGUUCAUGGCCAUCACCUCUUCGGACGAACAGACGGCUAAGAGCCACCUUUCUACAGCUGGAAACGACGUGUUGGCGGCGGUGGAGCAGUACUUCGCACACGCCGCCCUGCUCCAGAAGCGCGAGCAGGAGACGACCCGGCCCCGGGCCUCAUCAGGCACCUCUGGAAGCCGGAGCAGCCAGGCCCGCAAUGUUCGAAGCCUCAGCGACUACUCGGACCUGGAGGAGGCCGACGAAUCUGAACACAAUGAGUACUACGCCGGCGGGGAGAAGAGUGGCCAGGUGGUUCGAGGGGCGCCGAAGCCCGGCGCCAGGGACGUGGACGACGUGGAAGGGGUUUUCGAGGCCGCGCAAGCCGCGGGCGCGCGCCAGGGCACCGCCAGCGACAUGCCCGCGGUCCAGGGCCGCCCCCGCUUCGCCGGCCUGGGGCGCACGCUGGCUGGCGGGGUUGCUGGGCCCAGCACCUCGCAGGGAGGGGCCCUGGCCGUGAGGACGGUGGCCAUCUACUUUUACCGCAACGGCUACUUCCGAGUGGAUGACGGGGAGGGCCGGGCCAUGGCCGACCCGGCCAACGCCGACUUCAUGCAGGCCAUCAUGCGGGGUCAAUGCCCCGCUGAGCUGGAGCCUGCUGAUCCUAGUCAGCCUGUGAACGUCAACCUGCUGAGGAAGGACGAGGACUGGGUGGAGGCAGAAGCGACCCAAGGUCGAGCCUUCACCGGCCAGGCCAACCGGCUGGGGGGCGAGACCGCCCCCGACCCCGCCCCCGUCGCCGCCGCUGCGCCCGCGCCCAGCCAGCCCGCGCCGGGCGGGGGGGCUUGGGAGGGCCCCGACGCUAGCGCGCCCACGACCUCCAUCCAGCUGCGCCUGAGCGACGGCGGGCGGCUGGUGGCCAAGUUCAACCUGACCCACACCGUGGGCGACAUCAAGCGCUUCCUGCGCACGGCCCGGCCGGACCUGGGGCCCGGCCUGCAGCUGGCCACCGCCUUCCCGGCGGCCAGGCUGGAGGACGACGGUUUGAGCAUCGAGCAAGCGGGGCUGGCCAACGCCGUGGUCAUCCAGAAGGCCGCCUGA
Messenger RNA from Auxenochlorella protothecoides, 1095 nucleotides. Its product is annotated as UBA and UBX domain-containing protein. Gene Ontology annotation, biological process: autophagosome assembly; proteasome-mediated ubiquitin-dependent protein catabolic process; Golgi organization. The transcript has 4 exons. The coding region runs from base 1 to 1095 and encodes 364 amino acids. Lineage: Eukaryota; Viridiplantae; Chlorophyta; Trebouxiophyceae; Chlorellales; Chlorellaceae. Gene Ontology annotation, molecular function: ubiquitin binding. Gene Ontology annotation, cellular component: cytosol; nucleus. The record is from RefSeq and is a predicted model, not a curated record.